UCCAACGGAUGCAGUGAUCUGAAACUGGACUCUAUUUAUGUUGACCUAACUAGCUAUUGUUCGCCGGUGGUGCAGACGGCGUAGUGAAAGUCAUGUCCGGCCGAUUUGCUGCGGCGGAAGAGGCGGAGGAGGAGGCCGUCACGGUGGUGUAUCUGCCGGAAGGAUUUCGGACAAGCAACAGUUCCGAAUUUUAUGGAAGCUUAAACAGUGAUGGCAGCAGCAUCAGAUAUGGCCAUAGCAGAAUCACAGGUACCGGCAUAAAAGGGGAAGAAAUUGCAGAAGAUGAAGAAGAAGAGUAUAAAGAAGUGGUAUUCGAGAAGGCAGUCCACAUGAUUCAGACACACACUCCGUACUGUCUUAACUGCAAUACCCAACUAGCUAAGGUUAUUCUACACAGAAAGAACAGAACAACACGGCCGUUUCAUUCUGAUGAUGGCAAUGUUAGCCCUCGUCAACACGGCCAUGUCGCCUUGUCAAUGGAUGCUGCGAUUUCAGCACCAGAAGCGGAAGCCUAUGGUUCCUCAUUCCCUGGUUUUGUCUUUGUUAUUACACUCUCAGAGAUUCUGAAAUCCAUAGUGUACGGAGGCCUGAUGGAGCUGAUAAUGAGCACGGGCGUGUUGUUUUCUGCUGUCGCCUCCGACACCACGACAUUAAACACGCUUAUCAUAGGAUUUGCAACGAUGGUUUGUUGCCUCGUCAUCUUUUGUCAUGAUCUAAUCGCCUUAAAAACCGACGCCUCUUUAGAAUACAUAUCAGAGCAAACCGACCGGUACGAAGAACUACUCGGAAGGAGGAGUAACUUUCUACUCCAUUUAUUUGUCGCCAUACUAUCAUUUCUCAUAUUCGGGCUUAUACCUCCGGUAGUGUACGCCUUCGCCUUCUACAAGAGUGAAAACAAACACAACAAGAUAGUCGCAACCGCGGCAGCUUCUUUUACAUGUGUUCUCAUUCUUGCAACUAUAAAAGGUUGUCUUAAACGGCGGAUCGUUAAGACUACAAUGUACUAUGUUAUUAUAGCGAUUAUUGUCUGCGGGGCUGCCUAUGCUGCCGGGGAUUUGAUCAAAGUGUUGAUGGCGAAGCUCGACAAGUUCGAACCUGCUGCGACUGCAACGGCUAGUUUGUUGGAAAAAGACAUUAUGGCUUUGGGUAGUCUGGCGAGGGGUUCUUGCUGAUUUUGUAGAUGUGUCUUAAGAAUUGAUCAUAUGCACUACUCCUGCCAUCCAUUGUAGUAGAGGGUGUCUUUUUUUAUUUUAUUUUAUUUUUUGGUCUUGAUGUUUUAUUUGAAUAUGGUUUAGAUUGAAUAAAAUUAUGAUUUCCUAUAAUUGUUUUACAGAGAA
Molecule: messenger RNA, 1337 nt
Organism: Andrographis paniculata
Lineage: Eukaryota; Viridiplantae; Streptophyta; Magnoliopsida; Lamiales; Acanthaceae
Product: membrane protein of ER body-like protein
Exons: 6
Coding region: 93-1172 (359 amino acids)
Source: RefSeq, a predicted model, not a curated record